GCUGCCCCGGCUCAUACGUUUGGAGAGAACGCACCUAUACCUCAUCAGAGAACGGCACAUCUUCAUUCAUAGCACGUGGGUAUUCAUCGCCGACACGCUGUAAUCGAUGUCAGUCCCCAUCAGAGCAUUCAGUUCCAAAAACGAUUCCAGCUUUACUCAAGAUCAAGACCGAGACUGAACUCAAGUGGAAUGCAAAUUUAAAGUUCUCAGCGGGAACAAAACUUACAUAACAGUGGUAAGCUUACAUAACGGUCGGAGUGGCGUUGGCCGUAAUUGCAGUUCUCGGAAAAGAAAGAAAGAAGGUAUUGAAGUAGAAGAAGUACUUUCUGAAAGCCAAAGGAUCUCGAAACUGAAGAUGGAUCCAGCGCUAGAAGUGCUUUAUCCUACAGAACACCCCCUCAUUGAGCACAGCACGGACACCUAUUCCGUACAAAGUUUCAACAUGACUUAUUGCCUACACUUCUUCUCCCAAUUCUACAACCACACCGCUUCUGAGACGUACGGCUUUCAGGAUAUCCUCUCACAGAUCCCGCCGUAUUGCCAGCAGCUUCUACUGGAGACCGCCGCCAUGGACAGCCACGUCAUGCACCAGGACUUUGAGUUUACGGACACCGAUCGGGCUUCGUCGGUCAUCCGAACAGUCCUGGGUAUAGUGUACUCUCUCGUCAUGGCUGUAUGUGGGAUCGGGAACCUGCUCCUCUUCGCAGUCAUCUUCUGCUACAAGAAGAGCCGAAGCGCCACCAACAUGUUGAUCAGUAACCUCUGCUUUGCUGACUUCUUCGUGGCGGUGUUCUGCAUCCCGCUGCAGCUGGAUUACUACGUCAUCAGGAACCAGGCCUGGGUGUGGGGAGGCUCCAUGUGCAAGGUGGUGUCCUUCAUCCGCAUGAUGUCACUCUACGUCUCUACCAACACGCUACUGGUCAUCUCUAUCGACAGAUGCCUGGUGGUGAGAAGGCAGUUUAACGGUAAGAAGACGAGGCGGAGUGUUGCUGUGGUGUUGGCGGUGGUGUGGACAGUCUCAGCCCUUGUAGCUCUCCCCUCGGCCCUCUACGCCAAGAUCCACCCUCAGCAGAACGGAAACAACAUGUUCUGUGGGCAGGCGUGGCCUGUGAGCCAGAUGUUUGCCUACAAGGCGUACUUCAUGUUCCUGAUGAUGAUGAUUAUUCUAUUCUAUCUCUACUUUAGAUCCACCCUCAGCAGAACGGAAACAACAUGUUCUAUCCACCCUCAGCAGAACGGAAACAACAUGUUCUGUGGGCAGGCGUGGCCUGUGAGCCAGAUGUUCGCGUACAAGGCGUACUUCAUGUUCCUGAUGAUGAUUAUUCUAUUCUAUCUCUACUCUAGAUCCACCCCCAGCAGAACGGAAACAACAUGUUCUAUCCACCCUCAGCAGAACGGAAACAACAUGUUCUGUGGGCAGGCGUGGCCGAUCCACCCUCAGCAGAACGGAAACAACAUGUUCUGUGGGCAGGCGUGGCCGAUCCACCCCCAGCAGAACGGAAACAACAUGUUCUGUGGGCAGGCGUGGCCAAUCCACCCUCAGCAGAACGGAAACAACAUGUUCUGUGGGCAGGCGUGGCCUAUCCACCCUCAGCAGAACGGAAACAACAUGUUCUGUGGUCAGGCGUGGCCAGUGAGCCAGAUGUUCGCGUACAAGGCGUACUUCACGUUCCUGAUGAUGAUUAUUCUAUUCUAUCUCUACUCUAGAUCCACCCUCAGCAGAACGGAAACAACAUGUUCUGUGGUCAGGCGUGGCCAGUGA
Messenger RNA from Branchiostoma floridae (Florida lancelet), 1762 nucleotides. Its product is annotated as bombesin receptor subtype-3-like. Gene Ontology annotation, biological process: neuropeptide signaling pathway. The record is from RefSeq and is a predicted model, not a curated record. The coding region runs from base 356 to 1762 and encodes 468 amino acids. Gene Ontology annotation, molecular function: neuropeptide receptor activity. Gene Ontology annotation, cellular component: membrane. The transcript is spliced from 9 exons. NCBI's taxonomy places the organism in Eukaryota, Metazoa, Chordata, Leptocardii, Amphioxiformes, Branchiostomatidae.